Molecule: messenger RNA, 1715 nt
Organism: Cyprinus carpio (common carp)
Lineage: Eukaryota; Metazoa; Chordata; Actinopteri; Cypriniformes; Cyprinidae
Gene: kcnmb2a
Product: potassium large conductance calcium-activated channel, subfamily M, beta member 2
Exons: 5
Coding region: 694-1392 (232 amino acids)
Biological process (GO): detection of calcium ion; potassium ion transport
Cellular component (GO): membrane; voltage-gated potassium channel complex
Molecular function (GO): potassium channel regulator activity; calcium-activated potassium channel activity
Source: RefSeq, a predicted model, not a curated record
CUUCCUUGGUUUUUUUCUCAUACUAUGUACGUCAGUGACUAAAAGCAGCUGUUUGGUUACCAACAUUCCAUGAUUCCCUUUUUUAGCACAUUUUGAUUUUUGUAUUUCCCCAUUCAGGAACUGAAUUGCCUUGAAAUGAACUUUGACCAUGUCCAAAUAGAAAUUCGACUGGAACCAUUCCAUUUGCGUGCCCCUAAUCGUCCGGUUUUACAGUAUAAAAAUGCUUUAUGUUGCUGCCCUUAGGUUUAGAGGAUCAAAUCACUAAUCCCAAGUAUGAUGAGUAAUCGUAGUAGUGAUGCUCGCUUUAGUAGACACCAUAAAUCAUGCAUGCAAGCUGAGUGACAGAGGUUUGACAAAAAGUGGCACAUGGUUAUUUCUGUUCAGUUCUUCACCUCCAUGCUUGAAAGGGGCAAGGUCAGGGUGUUGUGCUGGCUAGGAAGGGCUCAUUCCGCACAUCAUUUGGCAGGAAAUUGCUGCCCUACACAGUUUCACACCCUGGCACACAGCCCACACAGCCACAAAUCUGCCAGCAGCAUUAUCGGGUAUUUUAAAAACCCUUACAGGUCUCAAGAGGAGCAAGAGAAGGCUGACGGUUAUUGACUCAACAUGCUUUCUUGAAAUUUCAUUGCUCUACUUUUGCUUAAAUCUAUCAAUACAGGUCUUUCAAGAACUCAGACUCAGGUGUCAGACAAGAUGUUCUUUGUGAAGGGGGUCAAAACUGCUCGAGUCAAGCAACAAAGGGUAAUUUAUAAGACAUUACGGGGAAAUGAGCUAAAGGACAAAAAAAGGACAGAAACGGCGCUGAAGGCCGGGGAGGACAGAGCCAUUCUAUUGGGUUUGGGAAUGGUGUUCAGCUCAGUCAUGAUGUACUUUGUGAUCUGUAUCACCAUGGUGCGUGCUUAUGCAGAAAGUGUAUUGACCGACGAGACCACCUGCACUGUGCUAAACUCCACUCUAACAAAGGAUAUCAAUUGUUCAUACAACUGUGGCUCUGACUGCUGGCGGAGCUCUAAGUUCCCCUGUCUGCAGGUCUACGUCAGCCUGAACGCCACCGGCCGCAUUGGGCUGCUCUCUCACAACGAGGACAUGCUGGACGUCAGUUCUGAGUGUUUUUAUGUGCCAAAAUGCCAGAAGGACCACAAGGCCCUGCAUGUUAUGAUCCAGAAUCUUUCAGAGCAUCUGAGGAUACACCAGCAGGUGACAUGUUACCACGACUCCAGCGAGCACCAGGGCAGUAUCCUUCUGAACCGUCUGUAUGGCAGCAGCACGGUCUUCCACUCUCUCUUCUGGCCCUCCUGCAUGUUAUCUGGAGGAACCCUCAUCAUACUCAUGGUCAAGCUCACUCAAUACCUUUCCAUACUGUGUGAACAAAUUGGCAAAACUCCAAAGUGAAAGAGGUUCAGUGAUUGACAGACUUACUGAAGUGAAUGGAGGAGCUUUCGUUUCUCCUUCAAAUGGUUUUCGGCUUCCUGCUGUUCAAGGAUUGACUGGAAAUUGGUAUGUUAUUCUUCCAUGACUAAGCUAUAUUGUAACCACAACUCAUAUCUCUGAAGUGCUGCUCUAUUCCUGAUGGAGCUACUGCUGUUUGGAGAAGGGCAGUAUAAUAUAAUUCAAGAUUCAAGAUUUUUAUUUGUUACAUACAUGGUUAUAUGGAGAGCAUAUGACCAGCAGUGAAAUGUAAGUCAGGUCCGGUUCAUGGACAGUGGAAUUAUUAA